Molecule: messenger RNA, 714 nt
Organism: Sturnus vulgaris (Common starling)
Lineage: Eukaryota; Metazoa; Chordata; Aves; Passeriformes; Sturnidae
Source: RefSeq, a predicted model, not a curated record
AUGUCCCGGCCCGGCAGCCCCCGGCCGAGCCGCCCGGAACAGCCCCGGACCGAGCCGGUCCCGCCGCCAGAGGUGGCCGAGCCCUCGCUGCCUCCCCCGAGGCAGAUCCCGGCGCUGCCACCGGCCGAGCCCCGGCCUCUCGCCCGCCCCGCGGUGCCGAAGAAGGAGAAACCCCUGGAAGAUGAGAAAUGCCCGGCAGUGCUGACCAAAGGCCCCCGGGCCGAGCUGUGCGGAGCUCCCGAAGCUGUGACAUGUGAGUGUUUCCCUCGGUGGCAGCUCCGGACCCGAGCCCUGGGCUGCUGCCACCUCAGCAGCAAAGAAGCCGGGCCGAGCGCGCACAAACCGCACCGAAAGCUGCAGCCGCACCACGCCAUCCACAGCCAGAGCAGCAAGAAGAGCAAAAACAGCUCCAAGUCGCCCUCUUCCCACAUCCCCAUUGAGGCGCAGGAAGACUGCUGCGUGCACUGCAUCCUCUCCUGCCUCUUCUGCGAGUUCCUGACCCUCUGUAACAUCGUGCUGGACUGUGCCACCUGCGGCUCCUGCACCUCCGAGGAUUCCUGCAUCUGCUGCUGCUGCUGCAACUCGGGCGAGUGCGCGGACUGCGACCUGCCCUGCGACAUGGACUGCGGCAUCAUCGACGCCUGCUGCGAGUCCGCCGACUGCCUGGAGAUCUGCAUGGAGUGCUGCGGGCUCUGCUUCUCCUCCUGAGGGGCC